CUUUCACGAAUGUUCUUGCUUUCUAGGUCGCAGCGCUGGCGUUUGGUUAGCGAGCGCACAUUACAGCAGGAGUGAAGUCCAGCUGAAUUUGUUUAACUGCGUUUUUUCCCUCGCUGACGGGAGGUGGGGCUUUUGGCAACAGAUUCUCUUUCAAAACUUUUUCCACCUCCCCGCUGAAGUUCGCAGAACACUUCAUCUCCAUCUCUGUAGUGCGUACCGCUUGCCUGGAGGGCUGUUUUCACGUUAAAUGUGCGAGCGCUAAAGGACUAGUUUUAAACAUAUAUUUUAUAUUAUGUCUGUUAUUUUCCCGUGAAUGUGCAUCAGCGUAUGAGUGUCGGCGGUCCCUUACGGAUAUUCCAGAGCGAUAUUAGAGGACAAAUCUAUUGGACCGGAGUGAAAAGCCUACAUCAACCAUGAAAGCGAUUAACCUGGACACCUACAACUUGUCACUGCUAACUGCCAAAGAGGACAUUCUCAACCCCCGCUCAUCAACCAACUGGGCGCUGUUUACAUAUGAUGGGGCCACCAACAACCUCAAGCUGUCUGAUUCAGGAGUGGGAGGCCUGUCAGAAUUGGCGGGGAAGUUCCAUGCCAGCAGGCCGCUGUACGGGCUAUGCCGUUUGACCACGCAGGGACCAGGACAGCGCCGUAUAGUGAUGAUCAACUGGGUUGGGGAGGAGGUUGCUGAGCACCGCAGGAAGGAGUGUGCCAGCCACAUCCCUGCCAUCAAGGCCUUCUUCAAGGAAGCACAUGUGUUCAUCAGUGCUAGCACCCCAGAGGACGUGACCGAGGAGAAAAUUAUCUCCAUCGUAAGCAAGGUCAGCACCCCACCCGAGCGAACAAGGAGGCCCCCACGGGUUGCGGACAAGGAGGACACAGUGGGCACCAACUACAGGAAGACAAAUGCUGCCAUGGAGAUGCGGAGAAUCAACAGAGAGUCCUUCUGGGCACGUGCAGAGCGUGAGGAGGAGGAGAGGAAAGAGGAAGAGCGACGGCGGGCAACAGAGGACAGAAGGCGGUGGGAGAGAGAAAGGGUACAACAGGAGCGCAGAGAGGCAGAGGAGAGGGACAGGAAGAUGAACGAGAAGCUACAGCUGAUAGAGGAGCAGAGGAGAAUGCAGGCCAAGAUGGAGGCAGAAGUGCGGAAACAGGAGAGAGCUAAAUGGGAGCAGCAGCAGAGGGAGCACGAGGAGGACAUGAGGGCUCGCUUCAGACGCAGCGAAUCUAUCGAGAAGGCAGCGGAGGCAGCAGCUCUUGUGUCUCAGCGGUCCACCAACCCACGCGAGUUCUUCAGGCAGCUGUCAUCGUCGUCCACCCUCAGCCCCACCAGCCCUGGCUCUCCCCGCACAGUAAAACCCCCAUUCCGUCGGUACCAGCGCAGCUUGACUGACACAGCCUUCAUUUUCAACAAGCCCGACAUUCCCAGCUCCCCCCGCAGUCCCACCAUGGUCUCUCCCUUCAGUCGCACCCCCACCUCCCCCUUCUACCGCUCCACGUCCCCCACCAGCCCGGGCUACCCCAGCCCCACCUUCCGGCCCAUCAGCUCCCCUCAGCGGCCCCGCGCUCCCCUGGUGUCCCCUCCCACCUCCCCCCAGCGCUUCGCCCCCAGCUCGCCCCUACCCAGCCUCCCUCCCGCCAAGCCCCUCCCAGCCCUGUCCCCCCAGCUUCGGUCUCAGCCUGACAGCCCACCUCGGGCUGCUGGUCCCCCCGAGCCCCUCCCACGUUCCCCCGCCGCUACCUCCGGCUCUCCGGGCUCCCGUGCCACCCCCCCACGUGAGGCACCUACUGCGCCCCUCCCUCAAAAUCCAGUGGCUGAACCUUCAGAGUCAAACGAUGUGUAUGUGGCCACACGGAUGCUUAGUGAUCUGGAGCCAGAGGCAGACAUGACGGUGCAGGCCGUGCUGGUGGACACGAGCAUCGCCCCCCUCGCCGAGGAAGAGGAGGAAGAAGAGGAGGCUGGAGUGCAGGAGACGAAGGGAGAGGAGGUCUCAGUGGAUGUCACACAGACAGCUACUGUCUCCAUGCUCGCCGCUUCACCUUCAAGCCAACGCCCCACAGAGGUCAACGAGAAGAAGAACGAGCCUGAGGAAGGGGAGGUCACCCCUGACGUGUCUGUGGAGGAGCCGGUCGCUGCCGUGUGUGUCAUGGCCGAAAUCACGCCAGAGGAAAGAGAACCUGAACCGGAGCUAGCAAAGGCUCUGCUGGUGGAGUCUGGGAACGGGGAUGCAGACGACCAGGAGGAGACGGGCAAACCUGGAUCUGAGCCGCAGGCCUGCGCCCCGUCAGUCCAACCAACCCUGGUGGAGCUAGCUGAAGAGGAGGAGGAGCCUGAGGCUGUCAGUCAGCCACUCCAGGAGCCAAUCAGAACAGAGGCCACAGAUGCGGUGUGUGUACAGCAGCCCACGACACAGGAAGCAGCAGCACAGCCAACCAAUGGGAUAAGAGCUGAAGAAGAGGACUUAGUGCCUGUGGAACAGAAUGGCACAGAGCGUUCCCUCAGUCCCUCCGAAACAGAGCUGUCCCCCUGUGCCGUCAAGCAGGCUGAGGUGGAAGAGGACUUCAUUAUAAAGGAGAGCACAGAGAAUGGAGAAGAGACCACUCCAGAUGGCCAGCUGUGUGUGAGAGCACUGUAUGACUACCAAGCAGAGGAUGAUUCAGAGCUCUCCUUGGAGCCCGGUGACAUCAUCAGCGCCGUGGAAACUGUGGACAAGGCCUGGUGGAGGGGCUGCAGCAAAGAUGGCCGCCAGGGGCUCUUCCCAGCCAAUUACGUGGAGACCAUCUAAGCGCAGGGCCUCCCUGGCAACCUUCUUCCUAACAGACAGACAGUCAGACAUAGCCAUGCACACACAGACACACACGCAGUACACACAUACACACACUUCCUCAGGGACUAGGAACAGUGGUCAGGCCAUACACCACUGACCAACAGCAGUCUAAUCAGUACCUCCCACCACGAAGGUAUGCUCAAUUCAAGGCAACAAAUCAGACAACUGAACAACAUCAACAACAUCAAUGGCUCUUAUCUGGGACCCGGUUGAUACAACUGUCUCAAUGCCACGUACUUUAAUUGAGGCCCAGCGGCAUGUAACGACUUUUGUAGCUGUAGCAGUUUUACUUCUUUGCAGCACUUCUUAGCAUGUCAGCGCUGAAGACCAACUUCCUCUCUUGGUCUUUUCGGGUCCUCCUUUCCAGCGUGGGUGAAGUAACAGUGGGGGUUCCCCUCUCCUCCUUUGGUUGACAGCUGUAUUCUGUCCGACUCUUGCAUUGUAUCCAUGCUUUCUGGGCAUUAGAUCGCUCUGUGAGCUUUACCCACUGUGCCGCAGUGUAAGAUCGUAAUCACCCCCCACCGCUCCCCGAAUCAAGCCACCAGCGUGCAGAUCCGAGGGAUAGCCACGGCGCGUGAUUCCCUGGCACCGUCACACACGCUCACUUAUUUAUCCUGCAUCUGCAGUGGUGUGUGACCUCAGCGCAUGCUGGCGGUGCUCAGGUCAAAGGUUAAUGUCAAGUUCAGGUGCUGUUCAUCUACCAGAUGUUAAACCGACUCUGACAGGGGCUCUUUACUGUUGCUGGAAGCACUCUGACAUUGCUCCUAGAGCAUGACACAACCCCUGAAAAUACAACCCAAUAUACAUAAUAUACCGGGAAAUAAUACCUAAUCUGAUCCAUACACAUUGUUAAAGUAGAGGAGGGUAUUUUUCCCCGGUUUCUUUCUUUAAUAUAUUAUUUCUUGAACCUGAAUUGAAUAGGCUGUUUUUUUCUGUUUGUUUUACCGAUGUUUGUCAUAAUUCAUUCAUUCCGCAAGAGCGUGUUGUAUCUGUCUGCUUGGUAGCUUGCUUUUAUAGACUAUCUUCCUGUCACAUCGUCCUCCUUCCCCCUUCCAUUGUGAUGAUAAAUGAGCUGGCAGGGCUGGUUGGCAAGUUGCAUUGGCCCCAAGGCUGAGUAGCUGAGGAUUGUUAAACACCACCUACACAACAGCUGUACCUCCCAAAAAUAUAUAUAUUUAUUUGCAAGUAGCAUUGUAUUUGAUUAUGUGGCUCAUUAGGUCCUUUCUUAUUUAGCUUUUAUUGUUAAC
Messenger RNA from Megalops cyprinoides (Indo-Pacific tarpon), 4072 nucleotides. RefSeq names its product drebrin-like protein. Gene Ontology annotation, biological process: positive regulation of axon extension; positive regulation of dendritic spine morphogenesis; neuron projection morphogenesis. Gene Ontology annotation, molecular function: actin filament binding. Gene Ontology annotation, cellular component: postsynaptic density; lamellipodium; plasma membrane. The record is from RefSeq and is a predicted model, not a curated record. The transcript has 16 exons. Bases 414 to 2783 code for a protein of 789 amino acids. NCBI's taxonomy places the organism in Eukaryota, Metazoa, Chordata, Actinopteri, Elopiformes, Megalopidae.